This is a messenger RNA of Zea mays, 1032 nucleotides long. RefSeq lists its product as uncharacterized. The coding region runs from base 270 to 755 and encodes 161 amino acids. NCBI's taxonomy places the organism in Eukaryota, Viridiplantae, Streptophyta, Magnoliopsida, Poales, Poaceae. The transcript is spliced from 4 exons. The record is from RefSeq and is a predicted model, not a curated record.
UUUUGAUUCUUAUACAGGUUACGUCCAUUCCGAGCGGCUGAUUUCCUAUCAAAUGGAGGUUAGCCGCCUGAAAGAAAUUGCAUUGCAUUCCAUUCCAUUCCAUUCCAAUUUCCACUGGCAGUGAAACAGCCAAAGAACAGAAAAAAAUAUAAAAAGGUGGGCGUGCAACUUUCCCUUCCUUCGCCGAAGCCGCGCGACGGAAACCCCAAACCCAACCUCAUCUCUUUUCUCGGCCUCUACCGCCCCCUCGAUCGGUCGGCCGGUCAGCUAUGACGCCGGGAAGCUCGGCCGCCGGAUCCGGCGUCGUCGUUCCUCGGAACUUCAGGCUCCUAGAAGAGCUUGAACGUGGAGAGAAGGGCAUUGGAGAUGGGACAGUGAGCUAUGGAAUGGAUGACGCAGAUGACAUCUACAUGCGAUCAUGGACUGGCACUAUUAUUGGCCCUCAUAAUUUUAUGUCGAGUUGUAUUAAUCUCUUUUCUUACUUGAAGACCGUCCAUGAGGGUCGCAUCUACCAGCUGAAGUUGUUCUGCGACAAGGACUACCCUGAGAAGCCACCAUCAGUUCGAUUUCAUUCAAGAAUAAACUUAACAUGCGUUAAUCAUGAAACUGGAGUGGUUGACCCGAAGAAGUUCAGCGUUCUGGGUAACUGGCAGCGUGAUUACUCAAUGGAAUACAUCCUAACCCAUCUCAAGAAAGAGAUGACAUCGCCACAGAACCGCAAGCUAGUUCAGCCUCCGGAAGGGACAUUCUUCUAAAGAUGGCAGCAACUCAUGUCCAUCCAUGGUGACUCGGAAACAGCUUCCGCACCUGGUUCCUAUAUUUUAUAUAUUUAGUCUGAUCUCCCAGUUAUCUGUAAACCACCGAGAUCGAGUGCAAGCAGACUUGGUUGAUUUACAAUUUGCCCGGUGGUUGCUAAUGAUAUGGGAUGAAACGGUUGCCGGUUUGGCUGCUAUUAAGGUUGUGUAAUCUGAUGGGCAAUUUCAGCAUUCUAAUGCCCUAAUGAUGAAUCUUUGGCCAUUUGCUGUUCUGCCU